GAAGGACUCAGGCACCAUGAUGUCUCCAACACUGGUGUUGAAUCUUCUGCUUCUAGUGACCAUUGCUUCAGCAGGACAUUAUUAUGGAGGUUCACUGAUCAUUCUCACCUAAAGGAAACAAUCCAGACGGGAGCUUUAAAGUCGAGUUUCGCAUCAAGCAAACCUAUGAUGAGAUUUCUUGUUCUUACGUACCAUAUUACUGCGUCUUGGGGAAUUGCGGGUAUUCAAGCAGAGAAGACAAUGCAAAGAUUGAUCGCAGCUCUAAUGGCAGAAGCGGUUACACAAACACUUGGUGCCAAAAUGAAGCUGUUGUGACAAGAAACAUCCAUGGGAAUGAGCCAUUUGACUUGCAGGACGCUUCUUGCUGCUGGAUCCCCACAAAUAACUUUAUUGACAGCUGGAAACUCUGGACACAUGUGGAUCUCGGCUCAAGAUCUGACACUAAUGAACCCAACUAUUCCCCCCGCAACACUAUUUUACCACUUUUGCGUGUUCCCCAAAACUGCCCUCGUACAUACCGCUUGAUGACCUUUGACCCAGAUGGUGAUCAGGUCAGAUGUCGAUAUGGAACUCCACAGAAUAAUGAAUGUGACACAUGUAGCCAGCCAAGUGGUUUCCAAAUAGAUGAAAAUGCUUGCACUCUAGAGUACAGCUAUGCCUAUAGCACAGGGGUCUAUGGAUUUGAGUUGGUUCUGGAGGACUUCCCAAGGAAUCACAUCACUCUGUCCUAUACUGAUGGAACCCAGUCUGAUAGAUACCCUCUGGGUGGUGGAAGUCAACACUCAGUAUCUGGGUUCAAUGCAAACACUCAAACUACAACUGUGUCAUCCACAACUACACCAUGGCCUCACCAGCAAUUGACCACUCUUUCAACAUGGUUUUGGCUGCAAACCACAGCUACGACCACAACAUACCCAAACCAACAGUUCCCAACCAAUAACAUCAAUCAACAAUCUUAUGAUCCAUUGAGCAUGAUUCCUCUACAAUUUAGUUUUAUUGUUGACCCACCUGCUCCAUCAUGCACUGAAGGACUCUACAUUCCUCACUUCAUGUCCCCAACUCCCCAGAAUGGAGAACAAAUUCAUGCUGCACCUCUCCGUGAACUGGAAAUCAUUGUUCAAGCCACAGCAGCUUAUUCAACGGUUUCUGAUGUCAUCAUUAGUGGCCCUCUGAACAUAACUAAGCACCUUUUGAGCACUGGAGAGUACGCCAUUAGAUGGACGCCAAUGACAGAGGAUCUUGGAGAUCAUUUCCCUGUCUGUUUCAUUGCAGAGAGCACAAGCGGAUACAGCAUUUAUCAGUCUGAAAUGAGAUGUGUCAUUGUCACCGUUGGAAAGAAAACUGUUGAGGCAAAUGUGAUUUGCACUGGAACCAACAUGGUCAUUGAAAUUGAGCAGCUGAACUCUGUCGGGCUUCAUAGCGACUAUCUGCGUCUCAACAAUCCCGCCUGCACUUUGGACUCAAAUGGUACUCAUGUGAUUGCAAACUUUUCCCUCAACGCCUGUGGAACUAUGAUUGAGGAGGAUGACCAGUACAUCAUUUUCAGAAAUGAAAUCAUCUCAACUGAUGAUCCAAACGGCAUCAUUACUAGAAAACACGAGGUGGAGAUCGAGUUCUCCUGCCGUUAUGAGAAGAGCAACAAUGUUUCACUACAGUUCCAAGCACAGAGGCACAUUACCACCGUCACCGAGAGAGGCUUCGGUACCCUCACGUAUCACUUUGGACUCUUUGAAACAGCAGACUACACUGUAAUGAUGGACCCAAACACAUAUCCAGUGGAGUAUGAUCUUGGUCAAAUGAUUUACAUGCAGAUUGAAUCCCAGUCUUCAAUCGACAACACUGAGCUUUUCAUCGACUCGUGCGUUGCUACACCAUUCAAUGACCCCAACUACGAAACGCCUUAUUCAAUCAUCCAAAAUGGGUGCAUUUUGGAUGAAACGGUACAGUUCUACACAAGCCACGAGCCAAUGGUUCGCUUUGCAAUGCAAGCCUUCAAAUUUAUUGGACUUUAUGAGCAGGUGUUCAUCAGUUGUUCAGUGAUCCUAUGUGAGGCAAACAAUCCCUACACCCGCUGUUCUCAGGGCUGCAUUAACAGCACAGUAGCUCCACCAUCGCACCACCAUCGCAGAAGAGAAGCUCCCAUCCAGACCUCCAGUCACUUCGUCUCCCAGGGACCCCUGAGACUGAAGAGGAGCAUUGAGCAUGAAGUGUCGUCCACGACUUUGAACCUGAAUCUAGUCUUCAUAGCUGGAAGUCUUCUCGCAGCUGUCGGCAUGGUGUGUGCAGUUCUGAUCUUCAGAACCAUGAGACCAGAAGUCAAAUAUCAACCUCUACAAACAACUGAAAUUUAAUGGAUCAUCUCAGAGACAAAAUUUCCUUUUGCACUUUCGUUUCAGGGCUUUGAAAGAUUUGUUAAGUUUUAAAAUAAUGUAUUUUAUCUUGUUAAACAUUUUAUUAUGACCCAUAAAUUACUUUAAGGGAUCUUUUCUUAACUUGUGACAUCUUUGAUUGACUGCACAUACAGUGCAUAUCUUUGCACGGAACUCUUUUGUUUGCAGCUGAUGAUGUUUAAAUAAAAAUGAAAACAAAAAAAACGAGCCACUGUUCAAUUUAAAGAAAAGUGCAAACAAUGCAUA
This is a messenger RNA of Xyrauchen texanus (razorback sucker), 2636 nucleotides long. Its product is annotated as ZP domain-containing protein-like. NCBI's taxonomy places the organism in Eukaryota, Metazoa, Chordata, Actinopteri, Cypriniformes, Catostomidae. The coding region runs from base 525 to 2351 and encodes 608 amino acids. The transcript has 13 exons. The record is from RefSeq and is a predicted model, not a curated record.